CCUGCCAUCAGAGGAGAAGGACCCUUCACGCCAAAAUCUGGCAUGUCAUCCCUGCCUGAAGGAGUAGAGGGAAUUACAGAAUUUACUAAGUGAAGAUUAUUAUCUGCAGGAACGCCAACCCACCCAUCCUCAAGAACUUCAGAGCAGCUGCCCAAAAAGAUCCUUGAAAUGGCACUCCUGGGGGGCAGGGAGCCUCCAUGAACACCAUGAGCGGGAGUAGGAGGUCUGCUGCAGGAAGGGGAAGUCAGUGAAAAUCAGUAUAAAUUUUCUACGGAAUCCAGAUGCAUAGACUUUUGAAGGUAUUUCAGUGACAAGACUGGAGGACAUGAAAAAAGCCUUAUGGUGACUGACUGCUCUGGCACUGGCAGCAGGGAGCAGCUCUUCUUUUCUGAAGGGAUCUAGGGUUCCAGAAGUCAGUCUCUCAGGUAAGGACAGACAAUCCAAUGGCUGACCAAAGAAUGGAUAUUUCUUCUACAAUCAGUGAUUUUAUGUCACCAGGUCCUACUGACCUAAUCUCUAGUUCUCUUAGCACUUCAGGAAUGGAUUGUAACAGGAAAAGGAAAGGAAGUUCUACUGAUUAUCAACUUGAUGGCUUUUCUUUUGAAGAAGGUAUGGAUACAGACAAAGAUGAUCAACAUGGAAGGUUGGAAUACACAGAUCAACAAGGCAGAAUUAAAAAUGCAAGGGAAGCUCACAGUCAGAUUGAAAAAAGACGUCGUGAUAAGAUGAACAGUUUUAUUGAUGAACUGGCCUCUUUAGUGCCAACAUGUAAUGCUAUGUCCAGAAAACUAGAUAAGCUUACGGUACUGAGAAUGGCUGUUCAGCAUAUGAAGACAUUACGUGGUGCCACAAACCCAUAUACUGAAGCAAACUACAAACCUGCUUUUCUAUCAGAUGAUGAAUUAAAACAUCUUAUUCUUAGGGCAGCAGAUGGCUUUCUCUUUGUUGUGGGUUGUGACAGGGGAAAGAUACUGUUUGUUUCAGAAUCGGUCUUCAAAAUCCUCAACUACAGUCAGAAUGAUCUGAUUGGUCAAAGUUUGUUUGACUACCUUCAUCCUAAAGACAUUGCCAAAGUUAAGGAACAGCUUUCUUCUUCUGAUACUGCGCCACGAGAAAGGCUUAUAGAUGCAAAAACUGGGCUUCCAGUUAAAACCGAUAUAACACCUGGGCCAUCACGACUAUGCUCUGGAGCAAGACGCUCAUUCUUUUGUAGGAUGAAAUGCAACAGGCCAUCUGUGAAAGUAGAAGAUAAAGACUUUCCUUCCACCUGUUCCAAGAAGAAAGCAGACCGAAAAAGCUUUUGCACGAUCCAUAGCACAGGAUAUUUAAAAAGCUGGCCACCAACAAAAAUGGGACUAGACGAAGACAAUGAGCCUGAUAAUGAAGGCUGUAACUUAAGCUGUCUUGUUGCAAUUGGACGGUUGCAUCCUCAUGUAGUUCCUCAGCCAGUAAAUGGAGAGAUAAGGGUUAAGCCGACAGAGUAUGUUUCUCGACAUGCAAUUGAUGGGAAAUUUGUGUUUGUGGAUCAGAGGGCAACUGCCAUUUUGGCAUACUUACCACAGGAACUUCUAGGUACUUCAUGUUAUGAAUACUUUCAUCAAGAUGAUAUAGGACAUCUGGCAGAAUGCCAUCGACAAGUUUUACAGACAAGAGAAAAAAUUACUACUAAUUGUUAUAAGUUUAAAGUCAAAGAUGGAUCUUUUAUUACACUGAGGAGUUGUUGGUUCAGUUUCAUGAACCCGUGGACCAAAGAAGUAGAAUACAUUGUCUCAACUAACACAGUGGUUUCUACCAAUGUACUUGAUGGUGGAGAUGCAACUUUUCCACAGCUUGCAGCUUCGCCGCACAGCAUGGACAGUGUUCUUCAGGCUGGAGAAGGUGCACCCAAGAGGGCCCUUCCAACAGUUCCUGGAAUUCCAGGUGGAACAAGAGCUGGAGCUGGUAAAAUUGGUAGGAUGAUUGCUGAAGAAAUUAUGGAAAUUCACAGGAUAAGGGGCUCUUCACCUUCAAGCUGUGGCUCUAGCCCAUUGAACAUGACCAGCACUCCUCCCCCGGACACUUCCUCACCAGGAGGAAAAAAGAUUUUGAAUGGUGGAACUCCAGACAUUCCUCCGGCCAGUUUACUAUCAGGACAGAUCCAAGAUAAUCCAGGUUAUCCAUAUUCUGAUAACUCUUCUAUUCUUGGGGAAAAUUCUCAUAUAGGCAUUGACAUGAUAGACAAUGACCAAGGCUCCAGCAGCCCUAGCAACGAUGAGGCUGCGAUGGCAGUGAUCAUGAGUCUUUUGGAAGCUGAUGCAGGUCUUGGGGGUCCUGUCGAUUUUAGUGACUUACCGUGGCCCUUGUAAAUACUACCCAAUAGCUUUGACAUCCGGUUAAGUGGUUCGACUGCGAAUCAGCACUCAACUGGUUCGAAUCCCACUACUGCCAUGAGCUUAGUAGGUGGCCUUGGGUAAGCCACUCCUCUCAGCCCCAGCUCCCCAGCUGUAUUGUGGGGAUAAUAAUAACACUAACUUGUUAACCGCUCUGGGUGAGGCACUAAUCUGUCUAGAAGAGUGGUAUAUAAGUGUAGUUAUUAUUAUUAUUAUUAUUAUUAUUAUAUAUCCAAGUGCAUUAUUGGUGGAGUUCUCCAAUCUGUGAAGCUUGUUGAAUUGCUUUGAUGUUUUAAUUUCAUAAAAGCCAUAUCAAGAGAACAGUCAUCUUUCUCCCAUGUGUAAUUUCAGACCAAGUGGAGAUCAACCUGCUACAAUGUUCCCACAUAAUUGAUCUGGUUAGCCUGUGUAUAGCCUGCACUAACUGUAUAUUUUGAAUUCUGUUCUUGUGUAACUUUUUUAAAAAAAAUCACUGUGCAAACCAAGCACUGGUCAUUUCAGCUAUAUGGUGUGUUUUUACACUACAGAAGAGGUCUUAUGUGGAUAAUGGAUAUUCUUAUACUAUUGUAUCAUAAAGCUGUUUCUUGUAAGAUCCUUUACUAUAAAUAUUGUUGAAGUGUAAUGUAUUAGACAGUUGAAUAUUUUUAAAA
Molecule: messenger RNA, 3019 nt
Organism: Eublepharis macularius
Lineage: Eukaryota; Metazoa; Chordata; Lepidosauria; Squamata; Eublepharidae
Gene: BMAL1
Product: basic helix-loop-helix ARNT like 1
Exons: 21
Coding region: 444-2345 (633 amino acids)
Biological process (GO): regulation of transcription by RNA polymerase II; circadian rhythm
Cellular component (GO): nucleus; aryl hydrocarbon receptor complex; transcription regulator complex
Molecular function (GO): protein dimerization activity; DNA-binding transcription factor activity, RNA polymerase II-specific; RNA polymerase II cis-regulatory region sequence-specific DNA binding
Source: RefSeq, a predicted model, not a curated record